CUUUCUUUUCUUCAUAAAUUCAUUCAUAGUCCUCUAAACUCCAUUUCUUAACAACAACAAACAUGAAAUUCGAUCUUGAGUAUCCAUUGAACGAGAAAAACGACGCCGUUUCAGUUCUUUUCGACGUCGAGUCUGAUCAUAUGCCGUCCUUGUUUUCAUUCAAAUCUACUGAUGUUCGCUUCUCCAUUCGACAUUACUCCUUCACUCUCAUUUCUCAAGCACAGUUUUCUUCCAAUAUCGAUCGAUUUACUGCAUACUUAGCUGUUAAUUACAUCGAUCGUUUCCUCUCCAAACAAGUUGUUCUGGAGAAUAAGCCAUGGAUUGUACGUAUUCUCGUCAUGGCUAGCCUUUCACUAGCAGCGAAGAUGAGGAAAAUCAAUUUAUCGCUCUCUCAUAUCAUAAAUCCAAUAUCCGAUUCAAACAGAGACGAAGACGAAGGUUUAAUUUUCGAUUUGCAGUCUGUUAAUCGAAUGGAAAGUUUGUUACUCACAACGCUCAACUGGCGGUUACGGUCCAUUACGCCUUUUGCGUUUCUUCAAUUUUUCAACUUGUUGUUCGAACUCAGUGACGCGUCACUGAGUCAAUCACUCGAAGAUCGAGCUUCAGAUAUCAUCUUCAGCUCUCAUUACGAAAUUAAGCUUCUUGAGUACAAACCAUCUACAUUAGCGGCAUCGGCGUUUCUAUGUGCAGCUCAUGAGUUGAUUCCGCAUCAAGUUUCUUUUUUCUUAGAUGCAAUUAAAUCUAAAUGCCAACACAUAUAUAAAGAGGAGCUUUUGAAUUGUUGGACUGUAAUCCGGGAAAUUACAGUCAAUGAAGUGUCUUCUAGCUCGUUGACACCGAACAGUGUGCUUGAUCACCAAGAACGUAGAAGUCCUCAAAGUGAGAUUAAUCCAAAUACAAACAACAGUAGUAAGAGGCGAAGAUUGAAUGAUUUGAAUGAUUUUCGCAAUGAUCAAACGUUCCAUAUCUCUCAGGUUCAACACUGCUAG
Messenger RNA from Lycium ferocissimum, 989 nucleotides. RefSeq names its product putative cyclin-D6-1. Gene Ontology annotation, molecular function: cyclin-dependent protein serine/threonine kinase regulator activity. Gene Ontology annotation, cellular component: cyclin-dependent protein kinase holoenzyme complex; cytoplasm; nucleus. The transcript has 6 exons. NCBI's taxonomy places the organism in Eukaryota, Viridiplantae, Streptophyta, Magnoliopsida, Solanales, Solanaceae. The coding region runs from base 63 to 989 and encodes 308 amino acids. The record is from RefSeq and is a predicted model, not a curated record. Gene Ontology annotation, biological process: mitotic cell cycle phase transition; regulation of cyclin-dependent protein serine/threonine kinase activity.